UGUCUUUCUAUAUCAGCGAGGUAUUUUAGAAUGAGGCUGAGCUCUGCUGUAAUUCUGAGGUUGGGAGCAGAAUCAUGGCUUUGUCUGAUGGCAGGAUGCAAUCCUCCCUCUCCUCUAGCUGGCCUGCCUUGGGGCCCCGAAGGAGAAGUGUCUGGUAUAUUUACAGUGACUACAUCAUCAAAGAAAAGACUGUGCUGUUGCAGAAGAAAGACAGUGAAGGAUUUGGCUUUGUGUUGAGAGGAGCAAAGGCGCAAACCCCCAUUGAAGAGUUCACUCCGACACCGGCGUUUCCAGCCCUGCAGUACUUGGAAAGUGUGGAUGAAGGAGGCGUGGCCUGGAGGGCAGGUCUUAGAAUGGGAGACUUUUUAAUCGAGGUGAAUGGUCAGAAUGUGGUGAAAGUGGGGCAUCGUCAGGUUGUUAACAUGAUUAGGCAAGGAGGAAACAAUCUAAUGGUCAAAGUGGUCAUGGUAACCAGGAACCCUGAAAUGGAAGAUGCUAUGAGAAAGAAAGUGCCGCAGCAGACAAAAAGAGUUACACCACCUGCGAUUUCACUUCGGUCAAAAUCCAUGACUUCAGAGCUAGAAGAAAUGGUCGAAAAAGUUUCACCCUGGAAAAAGAAAAAUGAUUAUGAACCAGCCCAGAAUACAGAGAAGAAAAGAACGGUGUACCAAAUGGCCCUAAAUAAACUGGAUGAAAUCUUGGCUGCAGCCCAGCAGACAAUUAGUGUCAAUGAGAGCUCUAGUCCAGGAACUUCAAUGGGAGUGUCCAGGGCUCCUGGAAAGGGAUAUUUCUCCUCAGAGUCAAAUUUUGGGCAGCACAGAGUACCAAGCGCCCAGUCUAUGUACGAGAGGCCAUCUUUCCUCGCCUCUUCUCCCUCACAGGCCAUGAUGCUACGACAAAAGUCCAUUGGAGCUGCCGAAGACGAUAAGCCAUUCUUAUCUACACCAUCAAUGAAGUUCAACCGCAGUCUCUCUGUUCCUAGUUCUGAAGACAUUCCUCCACCUCCUACAACUUCUGCCCCUGAUCCUCCAUAUAACACAGCCCCCUCACCUUCGCCAAGAGUAAGCCCAGUAAUAAGAUCAAACUUUAAUCAGAGCGGAGAUGUAAGAGAUAUAAAGAUGUACUCCCCAUCUAUGCGCCAGGAUAGUCUGUUUGACCAGCAAAUGAUGGAGGCAUCACAGAGACGAGAGAAAAUGCAGCUUUACCACCAAGACUCUGACCAAGGAAAUGAAGAACAGAUUCGCAUGGGCAUGGCCUCACCAGCAAAUAUGAGAAGCUGGAGGUCACAGGCACAAGAAAUCCGUUACUUUAAUCUUCCUGCCAGAGCAGCCAGUACAGCAAUGUAUGUUCCAGCAAAAGCAAUGCGUCAGAAAGGACAACUAGUGAAACAGGUUAAAGUGGAAAAUGAGCAAUUGGAACAGCAGCAGCAACAAAUGCAACAGAAAUUGCAACAGCAGCAAUACCAGUCACAUCACCAGCAGCAGCAGCAGGCCACAAAGUCCCAUGAAAAAAGCUCUAUUCCUAUCCCCACCAUUAUUAUUAAAGCUCCCUCAACUAGUAGCAGUGGGCGGAGCAGUCAAGGUAGUAGCAUGGAGGCAGAAAACCAACCAGAUCCAGUCCCUAUCCCAACUCUACCCCCAAGUGAUAAUAUGGAUUUUACUAGUCGCUUUGGAGCAGCAAUUGUUGGUGCAGCACGGCGGGACCGUGAAUGGUUUAAUGAAGCACGACGAAAGUCAGCUCUUUUUCUUUCCACAGAUGAAGAUACAGAACCCACACCUGCUCCACGGCUAAAGCAUUCCAAAUCUAUUGAUGAGGGCAUGUUUUCUAGUGAACCAUAUAUGAACUUAAACAUCUCUGCAAAUUUUGGACAUCCUGUUAACAGAGACAUUAAUAGUGGAUACUCGUACCAGCCUAAAACGGGCAAGUCAUAUGGUUCUAGCACAACCAGCGCUUUUAGCACAGUAUGUUCUACUUUUAUACCACAGCUGCAGUCUAGUUCCAGUCCACUAACAAUGUCAAGUGUGAAUCCAGCAGGGGGAGUAGUAACCCCACUAAUUCAUCCCUUAACUGGAAAAAUUCUAGAUCCUAGCUCUCCACUUGGUCUUGCUUUGGCAGCAAGAGAAAGAGCUUUGAAAGAGUCUCAGCAGCACAGUAGAAAUGAAGUAGAAGAGAGAAAGUCUCGUCCAUGCUCGCCUAGGUUUGUGGAGCAGCAGAAGUCACCAAUUGACUCUCAUAACAGCCCCACACACCGACAUUGGGAUUCAGGAUCUGUUCGAAAAAAGGAGAUUGAUUACAAGUCUUGCAUGAUGAAUCCUGGAGGGGAGAGAAAGUCAGAUGAGAGCUCUGGACACCGGUCUCCUGCUCUUUUGUUACUGCAAGGUGUUGAGCAAGGUAAAGCUUGGGAGAAAAGGACUGACGGGCAAGAAAAGAUAGAGCUUCAUGUGCGUUUCAUGGAGAACUCCACUCACAAAGAUGAAGAACAACAUAAGAUAGCCAUGGUCAAAGAAGUAAAAAGCCCCACAGUUAACCACCCUGCAGUAUCCAGCACAAACUGUGUGACAAAUGAAUCCAAUUCCAAAGAAAAUGGCCUUCCCUUGUUAGUUUUGCCGCCACCAGCUCCAUCUAUUGAUGUCGAUGAUGAUUUUCUGUUUACAGAACCCCUCCCGCCACCCUUAGAAUUUUCAAACAGCUUUGACAAACCUGACUCCCCUCCAGGACCAUCUAGUGGAGUGAACACACUCCCACCACCUCUGCCUCCACCCCCACCUGAGUCCGGCAAUACUCCUGCAUUAGACUCUACAACUUCUAGCCUCACUUCUUAUGAUAGCGAAGUAGCGAACUUAACCCAGGGGACACCAGAACUCAAAGAACCUCAUGUUAAUUUUUCAUCCGUUGUUUCAUCCAUUCAAAUACCAGCUUCAGACACCAUGGAAACUGUGACUGACUCUGGCAUUGAAGAGAUUGACAGUCGAAGUAGCAGUGACCACCAUCUUGAAACUAUUAGUAGUGUAUCUACAUUGUCAAGCAUGUCAGGUCUGUCAACAGAAGGAACUGAACUUUUGGACACAUACAUAACUUAUCUAGAUGGGCAAGCAUUUGGUGCUGAAAAAGCUGUCCUUCAAAACAAGAUCCGGUCCCGGACAUUCCCAAGCAGAACCCCUGGGCUACUCAGGGAUCCCAUUACUGCCACAAGUACCACCAUAUCAAUUGCCCCCUGCACAGAGAAUGUCUUUACUCUUACUCCCUCACAUGGGCCAUCACUCAUUGCCCCUUCAGACUCCACCAAGGACACCCAACGUAAAUCUCCCACUCUUCCAUGGGAGGACUUCUCUCAGGAGAAAACAUCUCCUGUCUCAACUGGUAAACCUACCAUGAUCACAGAACUAAGCUCAAAACUCCAGCAUAUGAGUGGGGUUUCAUGGUCCAGGUCUCCAGAAUCUGCCGUGGCUUUUACACCAGAGAGACCAUCUUCUUUGCAAAGGCACAGGAUAGUUGAUGAUUCUUCGGUGUCCUUGAUUUCUUCGAAACCAGUAAGCAGUAUGUAUCACAACUGGCCCAAGUCUCCCCAACCGCCUUCAAAGCAUCCCAAAAGUGUGGACUUUGACAUUCGCCCUUCACUGAGACGAGCACCAAGCCCUUCAGCUUUACCCUCGGAACACAAAAUAAACCCAGCACCCCGCCCAUCUUCUCUCCCAAUUCUGCCUUCAGCCCCUGUUUAUACAGGGGUUUUUGACCUGAGAAGCUCCCCAACAGCUGGAGGUGAGUCCUUUCCCAGCUUCCAAACAGGCAGUCGGUCUCUCUCCCCCACACAUUUUAUUCUUCCCCCUACAGAGAAGCCCUUUGCUUCCAAGCCUGUUCACUUCUGGACAAAAUUUGAUGUAGCCGAUUGGUUGGACUAUUUAAACCUUGGUGAACACCGAGAACAUUUCCUAGACAAUGAAAUUGAUGGUAGCCACUUACCUUCUUUAACCAAGGAGGACUACAUUGACCUGGGGGUGACCAGGGUUGGUCAUCGAAUGAACAUUGAACGUGCUCUAAAAUUCUUCAUAGAGAGGUGAUCUGAAAAAAGAAUCUUUUGAUUCAUAGUGCUUACAUUUCCGCAUUCAUCUAUUUUCCCUAUCCUAAAGCGAUUCAACAUGGUGUCCAAAGGGAAGCAUAUCUGAAUGUAAUAUGAGAGUAAAUGAAAAGCAAAAACUAACAAAAAAAAAUCAAAGACUAUAUAAAUUAUUAUUAUAUAUACAUAUAUAUAUUAUAUAUACUUUAACAAUGAUGCACAGAAUUUUCAUGAAAUGAUUGAUUCACCAGCUGCUUCUUUUACACUAUGGGGCAGAGAGCCUUCAUUGUGAUCUGUGACAUAUUCUUGGUUUUUGGGGGCACUGAUGAGAAUAGAAUAGUAAUGCUCUCAUUUCAUCUGCCGUGGCAUUUCUGUUUCUGAACAACGUAGAAGGGACAACAUGAAAUAUAGCAGACAGGGAGAAAAAGAAAAAUCAUGGAACAUAUGAGUGGAUUGAGAAUCAUACGCCAAGUCUUCCCCCGAAAUGUAUUCCUAUAUUGAGCAAGUGGAAAAAAUCAUAGCACGGUAUUACAACAUGCAACAUCAGGUUGCAUUUGAGAAUUAAUCAGUAUUAUAUAUUUCCUUGGCUGGAGUGAAUCCCAUCCUACUAUUGAAGUAAAAAAUGAAACGUACAGUAUAUUUAUUUUACUUUUACUUGGGGGUCAUCUUGCACUGGGAGAUCAUGGUGAUCCAUAAAUGGGCCUUCUUAUUGUCACUGGGGUCACUCAUUUGCAUAUUCAGCGCCACUUUCCCAAAAUGAGCCACUAAGAUUGAAGAAACCUCUGUAAUUUAGAAAGGAGAACAUAAUAUAAUUAAUAUUAAAGCAAAAAAAAACCCCCCUCUCUCUCUCUCUAGAUACAAAAUAUGUAUAUGAAUUGCAGCCAAGUGAUUGCUUGUGUCAAAACAAUUUCAAAAUAGCGAACGUAGCUCAGGAUGUUAUUACUUUUUUUUUCUAUAAGAAUGGACAAGAGCCAAGGGGUUCUGUCUAUGUGAAAGUGGAUAUAAAGGUCUCAAGCUGGAAGGCCAAUGACACAUUGCCAAUAAUGAGUGAGGAUUUUCUGUUUUUGUAGAUAACAGGGAUGAUUAACCUUCUUCCUCUUUCAAAGACAGCAUUGAUGGUUGUCUCAUUACAUGUUCUAUGGACUGAGUUCUCUCUUUCUCUUUAGCCAAAGCCGAAUGACCACUGUGCUGUUGUGCCUGAGAUCUCGCAUUCCUUUUAAACUCAGACACAGCAUUGUCAUUGUUUUAUUUCUCUCCCCCCACCUACAUUGAUUUAUUUCUAGGACUGUAGUUAGGCACCACGUGCACACGUAGGACCUUCUGCUGUUCCAUGGGGAAUAUCUGUGAGGUAUUCCAUUGUUGGGUUGAUGUUAGAGAUAUAUAGCCUUACUUUUGUUGUUGUUUUAUCAAUUGCUUAUGUAUUUUAAUAACCGUGGACAUGUUUGACUAUGAUGAUACUGCAAAGCUGAAAACUUCUUGAGCGACAAGAGAAAAGUGCAAAAAUGAGAUCUAGCACCUGGGUAUAUUAGAUGUAAAUUUCCAUAGAAUAGGGGUUUGCACCUUGUGAUUCUAUAGAUCUACAACAUCUGUAAGACUGCAUGUUUGCCAGCCCUGUCAUAGACACUAUAGCACCUAGGAAGGUCCAACCUGGGGCUUUCUUGCUUUUAAUUUACAGCUCCUGUCUUGGACAUCCCUAGAUUCAGUGUCGGACUGGCCCACAGGGAUACCAGGAAAACUCCUGGUGGGCCCAGGUGUCAGUGGGCCCUCCU
This is a messenger RNA of Xenopus laevis (African clawed frog), 5823 nucleotides long. RefSeq names its product SH3 and multiple ankyrin repeat domains protein 1-like (gene shank1.L). The record is from RefSeq and is a predicted model, not a curated record. The coding region runs from base 75 to 4058 and encodes 1327 amino acids. The transcript is spliced from 12 exons. Lineage: Eukaryota; Metazoa; Chordata; Amphibia; Anura; Pipidae.